AUGUCACUCUCUUCCUUCCCUCAUGAACUCAUCGCCCACAUCGUCUCCUACCUGCAGGACGUCUCCAGCCUGCGGACCGCCGCGCUAUUACACCCCACAUUUAGGCCAUGGGUCCGCGACGCGCUUUUCCACACCGUUCGGCUCACGCACACCAACGUUUUCGCUUUCCGCGAACUUGUGCAGUCGUCACCCGCGGUGCUGCCCUACAUACGCAAGCUGGAUAUGAUGCCAGUGGGCGGAAGGAACACCAGCUUCGUGACGUUAGACCCGGGGACGCUACUCAAGUGCGAAGCGGUGGCGGCGCUGAAGACCUACAGCGAUCCAUUUGGGUUCCGCCAUUUGGGUAGCGCGGAGUGGAAGACGUUGCAGGGUGCUGUGAAGGGACUGAAGAAGCUGGAGCUAUUGGUGGAUCGGCUUUAUCCACUUUCGUACUGGGCCACACUCCUUGACUCGUGCGAGAGCCUGGAGAGCAUCGACAUCACCGUGGAUUCAGGCGUCAACGGGUGGACCACAGAGGAUGUCGAGGUGGAAAUUCCUGGAAGGGCAACGGACGCAGGGUGGUCAAUGUCGCUGCAAAGCUUGUGUGUGUCCGGCGAGGUGAAGGUCCUCACGCCGCUAUCUCGCUGGCUCCUUCCCCGAAAAGCGCUAGAUCGGCUGGUCACUCUCGAAUUGGAUGUCUACUACCUCCACGACGACUAUGGGCCGCCAGAGGAGGAUCGUCGUAGUUCACUUGUCUCCGCAGCAAUGGGCUCGGUGCGGGAACUGACCUUACAUUUGGAUCCUCCUGUACCGCUUAAUUCAUCCUCGAACAUCCAUCUGACGGUCGCAUCGUUUCCAAAUCUGACCAAGCUGCUCCUUCGCGAUGGGCCCGAUGCCGAGCUCGUCGACUCCCUCGCGUGGACGGCGUCAUUCCUCGCUCUCCCGCUCGACCAGCAGCACUCUAACCUGGCACAAAUCACCCUUGACCACGGCAUCCGGCGGCGCGAUCUCCUUGCUGUACCGAAUGAGACUUGGGCCCGCCUCGAAGAAACACUGCUUUCCGCAUCCGACUUCCCGGCAUUCCCGGCCCUGGCUUCAUUCACCUUUGCCAACCCGCACAAGUUCUCGUUCGCGCAUCCGGACUCGAUACCGGCGCCGGACAAACGCUUCGUCGAGGAGUAUGUGCGGGGCCGCCUGCCUCGCCUCGCUCAGGCUGAAAGAGGGAGGGUGAAGCUGGAAUUUGGGGGUGACGCGGAUGCGCUCAGGCGGCGGAUGUGGGAGCGCAGGAUGGUUAACUGA
Messenger RNA from Mycena indigotica, 1278 nucleotides. RefSeq lists its product as uncharacterized. The transcript has 2 exons. The record is from RefSeq and is a predicted model, not a curated record. The coding region runs from base 1 to 1278 and encodes 425 amino acids. Lineage: Eukaryota; Fungi; Basidiomycota; Agaricomycetes; Agaricales; Mycenaceae.